GGGCGGGGUUUUGUCAGACCUGGCAACCCCGCUCCGCCACCGGAAAGCGUCUCCAGCACCGCGAUCCGCCGCAGAAAGCAUCAUGACUGACAGCGUCCAGCUUUAUUUCUACAGGUGAAGGCAGAAGGUGCGUGAGCUGAGCAGCAUGGACCCGUGUGAAGACCCAGAGGCCCCUCCCUCUGGAUCCACUCAGCCCGGAGGACCCAAGGGUCAAAGGAAGCGGAGAGACAGGUCGAUUGAUCGUUCCGUUGGUUUUAAAGCAGACCGGCCGUCUAAAAAGAGGAAGUCACCAGAACCAGAACCUGGGCCCAGCUGUGUGUCCCUGCAGGGCGACAGGUCGAUUGGUCGUUCCGUUGGUUUUAAAGCAGAACGGCCGUCUAAACAGAGGAAGGAACCAGAACCAGAACCAGAACCUGCGCCGGAUUCUUGUCCCAGCGGUGUCUCCCUGCGGAGCGACGUGUCAAAGGGCUUUAUAAUUGACUUCAGAGAGGACCAGCAGAGCCCAGAGGGUCACAGUGGUCCAUCUACCCAGAGGCAUCAAGCGCAGCUGGACUCCAUAUUUAUGGAGCUGGAACAAGACAUGGUCGCUUUUUUGAAGGGCGAGCUGAAGGAGUUCAAGAAACUUCUGAGUCCAGAUUACCCAGAAUGCUCAGAGAGUCAGGGGGAAGAUGAGGAGGGGUUGAAGGGUGAGGAUGAAGAUGAAGAUGAAAAGGGGAGGAGGAGGAGGAGCAGAGAGGCCUUGCUUAACGUCACUGUGAACUUCCUGAGGAAGAUGAAGCAGGAGAAGCUGGCUGAACGCCUGCACAACAGUUCUCCUAUCAACUGCCAAAGUAAUCUCAAAACCAACAUGAAGGAAAAAUUCCAACAUGUCUUUGAGGGGAUCGCUAAAGCAGGAAAGCCAACCCAUCUUAAUCAGAUCUAUAUAGAACUCUACAUCACAGAGGGAGUCAACCGAGAACAUGAGGUCCGACAGAUUGAAACAGCAUCCAAGAAACCACACAGACCAGAAAACACAAUCAUACUAGAAGACAUCUUUAAAGUCCCACAUGGAAGAGAUCGACCAAUCAGAACAGUGAUGACAAAUGGAGUGGCUGGCAUUGGGAAAACGGUCUUAACCCAGAAGUUCACUCUGGACUGGGCUGAAGGCAAAGUCCACCAGAACAUCCACUUCAUAUUUCCAUUCACCUUCAGAGAGCUGAAUGUGCUGAAAGAGAAAAAGUUCAGCUUGGUGGACCUUGUUCAUCACUUCUUUACUGAAACCAAAGAAAUACGCAGCUUUGAACACUUCCAGGUUCUGUUCAUCCUUGAUGGUCUGGAUGAGAGUCGACUUCCUCUGGACUUCCAGAACCAGGAGAUCCUGACUGAUGCUACAGAGUCCACCUCAGUGGAUGUUCUGCUGACAAACCUCAUCAGGGGGAAACUGCUUCCCUCUGCUCUCAUCUGGAUAACCACACGACCUGCAGCAGCCAAUCAGAUCCCUCCUGAGUGUGUUGGCAUGGUCACGGAGGUCAGAGGAUUCACUGACCCACAGAAGGAGAAGUAUUUCAGGAAGAGAUUCAGAGAUGAGGAGCAGGCCAGGAGGAUCAUCUCCCACAUCAAGUCAUCAAGAAAUCUCCACAUCAUGUGCCACAUCCCAGUCUUCUGCUGGAUCACUGCUACGGUUCUGGAGGAGAUGUUAGAGACCAGAGAGGGAGGAGAGCUGCCCAAGACCCUGACUGAGAUGUACAUCCACUUCCUGGUGGUUCAGACCAAAAUGAAGAAGGUCAAGUAUGAUGGAGGAGCUGAAACAGAUUCACCCUGGAGUCCAGAGAACAGGAAGAUGAUUGAGUCUCUGGGAAAACUGGCUUUUGAUCAGCUGCAGAAAGGAAACCCCAUCUUCUAUGAAUCAGACCUGACAGAGUGUGGCAUCAAUAUCAGAGCAGCCUCAGUGUACUCAGGAGUGUUCACACAGAUGUUUAGAGAGGAGAGAGGGCUGUACCAGGACAAGAUGUUCUGCUUCGUCCAUCUGAGUGUUCAGGAGUUCCUGGCUGCUCUUCAUGUUCAUCUGACCUUCAUCAACUCUGGAGUCAAUGUACUUGAAGAAAAACAGACAAUUCUCCCAAAGUUUAAAACAGAAAAACUCAAAGAAGAGCACUUCUACCAGAAUGCUGUAGACAUUACCUUAAAAAGUCCAAAUGGGCACCUGGACUUGUUCCUUCGCUUCUUUCUGGGUCUUUCAUUAGCAACUAAUCAGAAUCUCUUGAAGGACCUGUUUACACAAACAGGGCCUAGCUCAGAGACCAAUGACACAACAGUCAAAUACAUAAAGAGGAGGACGAGUGAGGAGUUGACCGCUGACAAAAUCAUCAAUCUUUUUGACUGCCUUAAUGAAAUGAAUGAUCUCACCCUAGUUAAAGAAGUCCAACAGUUUCUGAGUUCAGGAAGUCUCUCCACAAAUACACUGUCUCCUGCUCAGUGGUCGGCUCUGGUAUUCAUCUUACUGUCCUCAGAAGAAGAUCUGGAUGACUUUGAUUUGAAGAAAUUUUUCAAUUCCAAUGAGGCAUUUUUGAAGUUACUACCAGUCCUCCAAGUGUCCAACAAAGCCCUAUUAAGUGUCUGUAACCUUCUGCCAAGAAGCUGUGAGGUCCUGUCCACAGUUCUAAGCUCCCAGUCUUCUCAUCUGAGAGAGUUAGACCUGAGUAACAAUGACCUAAAGGAUUCGGGAGUAAAACUUCUUUCCGGAGGACUCGGGAGUCAACACUGUACUCUGAGGAGUCUAAGCCUCUCAGGCUGUCUGAUCACAGAGGAAGGCUGUGCUUCUCUGGCAUCGGCUCUGCGCUCCAACCCUUCUCAUCUGAAAGAGCUGGACGUGAGCUACAACCAUCCGGGGGAAACUGGCGUGAGGCUGCUGACUGCAGAGGAUUCUCCCUGGAGACCAGAAACGCUCAGGGUGGAGCCUGCUGGAGUCGAAUGGUUGAAACCUGGUCUGGGGAAGUAUUCCUGCCAGCUCUCACUCGACACGAACACAGUGAACAGAAAACUCCGGCUGUCUGAAGACAACAGGAAGGUGACUGGAGUAGACGACGUCCAGCCCUAUCCUGACUGCAAAGAAAGGUUUGAUUACUGGCCCCAGGUCCUGUGCAACGAAAGCCUUGCUGACCGCUCCUACUGGGAGGUGGUGUGGAGCGGGAAGGUGGAGGUCGCUGUGAGCUACAGAGGGGUCCGACGCAAAGGAAGCAGUAACGACUGUGAGUUUGGCUUCAACGACAUGUCCUGGAGUCUGAGCUGCUCCGACGACGGCCGUUAUUCCGUCUGCCACGAUCACCAACGGGAGUUCAUCUCCUCCUUCUCGUCGUCUGCUCUCUACCACAAAGUAGGCGUGUAUGUGGACCGCACAGCUGGGACCCUGUCCUUCUUCAGAGCUUCUUCUGCAACUCCCAUCCAUCUCCACACCCUCAAGAUAGAUUUCACCGAGCCGCUUUAUCCGGGUUUUGGCUUCUGGCCAGGCUCCUCGGUCGCUCUUUGUUCAGUCGAGUAGCGUUUACUCCUCAUAGAGACAGAAAAAAUCUGCUAAACACCGUUAAGUUUGGAUUGUUCAAUGAAAUAUUUUUGAUAAAUAUUACUGUUAAGUAUUAUUGUGCACAAGAAAUAUGUACAAUUUUGUCACUUUGUAUGCUACUUUUGAUUUUGUACGUUUGCUAAAACUAAAUGAACUCGCUACUGGGGUUUAAAGUUAAUGUGGAAACUGAAUCUCAGUAAAAAAUGAAACAUGUUAGAAAUGCAUUUCAAUGUCGCUGAGUGAAGUAAGCAUUUGAUUGGCAGCGGAAUAUUGACUAAAACGCAGCAACCUGAUGCAGUCUGCAGUUCCUCCUCCGAUGCUGCCCGACUCCUCAGAGCAGAAAGUUUGGAAAACACUCCGCUAUGGUCUCACAGUGGGGGAAAUACAGCUGCACCCGCAGAAAAGAGCAAAUCUAGACUUGUUUACAGAAAAUCACUUUGAAAAACAUGGUUAUUUUAUGUGUUAUCGUGUUAUUUCUGUGGUGGUCUGCCACGUUCUUGAGUUUGCAUCCCUGUUUCUAACAACAUAAAUGUUUUUACCUGAGGGCCGCUGAUACAGCAAUCCUUUACAGGUGGAGCAGGAAAUACACCUCUUGAAAUCAUGCUGGUUGUUUAGUCAGCAGAAAUAUUAUUGUAUUAAUGUCUUUAAAAGAACACACAAAACACUACUUAUUUUAAUAAACAUGUCUUCUUUAAGAUAUACUUUCUGUGCUUUUUUUAACAGUUUUGCUGUGAUUCACUGGGGAAAAAUUAGAAAUGAACUAAAUGAAGCAAACCUGCCCGAACCAUCAGAAUCAGGGCUUAUAAAUCACUGCCCACUUCCAAAUAUUCUCAUCUGGCCGCAGCAGGCUGUGCGAUAAAGGGAAGUGUACCAACCCUGA
Molecule: messenger RNA, 4418 nt
Organism: Fundulus heteroclitus (mummichog)
Lineage: Eukaryota; Metazoa; Chordata; Actinopteri; Cyprinodontiformes; Fundulidae
Product: NLR family CARD domain-containing protein 3
Exons: 12
Coding region: 146-3517 (1123 amino acids)
Molecular function (GO): protein binding
Source: RefSeq, a predicted model, not a curated record